Molecule: messenger RNA, 3062 nt
Organism: Hippoglossus stenolepis (Pacific halibut)
Lineage: Eukaryota; Metazoa; Chordata; Actinopteri; Pleuronectiformes; Pleuronectidae
Exons: 14
Coding region: 1-2784 (927 amino acids)
Biological process (GO): heterophilic cell-cell adhesion; homophilic cell-cell adhesion
Cellular component (GO): adherens junction
Source: RefSeq, a predicted model, not a curated record
AUGCCUUUAUGUCUCACAUGCACUCAGCCUAUCUCACUCGAUGACACCAUCAUGGGAUGCUCGGGGCUGUUGAUUUUGGGUCUCUUCAUGAAUGUUGCUCACUGCUUGGAAAUUCUGGAUCAGAGCGAAGAGCCGAUAGAGAUCAAGCAGAACGUCACGGCAGUCCUGGGAGAAGUCGUGUACCUGAGCUGCAGAUACCUGGGCGACAGUGAGAUCCUGAGCGCCAAGUGGAUUCGUCAGAUUAACUCUAAAGUUAAAUCCAAGGGACUGGCAGGAUUUUCAAAUGGUCAACCAUUUAACCGCGGCGACUUCUUGGUGCCGGAGUCUGUCACGAACCUCACGGUCCAGAUGAAAGUGUCCAAUGUGGACGUAGAGGGCGAAUACAUCUGUGAGUUUGAAGACGAAGAGGCAUCUUAUACUGACAGAGCUUUUGUCACUGUACUAGCUCGGCCUGAUGUGCAGAUCCUCGUGAAUGCUGAGACCAUAAACGGCACUCACUUCCAGUCUGUGUCAUGCUCUGCCAUCGGUGGCAGGCCCUCACCUCAGAUCAGCUGGGUGGUUCCUGGCCGCGCUCCCUCAGAUUACCCCUUCACUGUGAGCGUCAGCAACACAGCUCACUCGAACGGCACGUUCACUCAGCAGAGCAUCCUCCGCUUCCCCACGCACCUGCAGGAAGAGGACAGCGUGACCUGUGUUGUUCAACACCCGACCCUCCCAAACCCCAAACUCACCACAGUGAGGGUGGAGACCUACACGAGGCCAAAUGUGACCAUUAAAGCAGAGAUGGUACAGAGAGGAGGAAAUGAGUUCUGGGUGGUCUCGUGCAUUUCCUCUGGAGGGAGACCCGACACUGACAUCUCCUUGGCUUUGAGCAGCGAUGAGGAGCUGGAAAGAGAAAACGGCACAGACUCAGACAUGCAGAGAAGCUCCGUCUUCCUCCCUGCAGCAGCGUACGAGGGCCACAACGUCACCUGUGUGUUUGACCACCCCAAGUUUACACAGGUCCAGUCACGAGCCGUAACUCUGCCGACUUUUUAUUUGACUGGAGUUCGGUUGUUGAACUCGGAGACGAGAAACAACGACUUCAGUGACGACUUCAAACGCACUGAAAGUUUAGAGCUGCAGGAAGGAGAGCGUGGAGUUGUCAUCGGCCUAGAGGUCGUUGGGAAUCUGCGACGUUACAAUAUCACCUGCAAAAAAGAUGACGGGCCCUUGCCCACAGGGUUGGAGCUGGUUGGCAGUAGCCUCACAGUUCAGGGUUCUGUGGAGUUUCAGCUUUCCGGCCUGUACGAGUGUGUCGUCUCCUACCAUCAUCUUAAAGCAACGCUGCAGAUCAACAUCACAGUUCAUCCUCAUGUUACUCGGCCUGUUCCUCCCACCAUACGAGUUGAUUUGCGGACUAAAGGUGGACACCGGGUGAUUGAGUGCUCAGCAGCUGAUGCUGUUCCUGCAGCCAACGUAUCCUGGCUUCUACCAAAGGGUGUGUCUGGAGCCUCUUGGUCCAAUUUCACUUCUCAUAAUGGAAGCCACUCUGUCAGGGGAGUUUUUCUCCUCCCUGCCUGCUCGCCCUCAGAGCUCACUGCAGAGUGUGUGAUAAAUCACCCGGCAUUUGAGGAGCCAGAGACCAGAAGCAUAACGCUGCCUCUUUGUGCUCGAACUAACAUCACCAUCAACUCCAGCACAGAGUGGAAAGAUGGUGAACAGUUCACGAAGGUCGACUGCUCUGCAGACAGUGUUGCCUCUGCAGCAGCUAUAACCUGGCAUGUUGGUAACAGUGACGAGAGCAUCAUGGGUAACCUGUCAGAGCCUGAAGUCCAGGCUGAUGGCUCGGUUUCAGCCCGUAGCUCCGUUCACUUCUUGUCGUCUUUGUAUGCUGGUCUGAAUUUGACCUGCACGGUGGAGCAUCCGAGCUUGGAGGCAUCAGAGAGAAGAACAGUACACGUUCCUGUGCAGAGAGCCCCUCUGCUGAGUGUGUCUGUGGUCAGACAGCGGGACUCGCACCUCUGGCUGGGGGUGUGUGCCUGCAGAGGAGAGGCUGACGGGACAAACCUCACCUGGGUUCUUCCUGAAAAUGCCAAAGGUCAAACAUCCCUGCACUCAGAGUAUGAGGGACGCUCCCUGAGAGCCAGGCUGACUUAUCAGUUUCCUCUGGCCCUUCAUGAGGGGCAGGACCUGACCUGUGUGUACCAGUUUAAACACGGGAUCACAGAAAAGAGGACCGUUCACAUUCCCAGAUACUAUAUUUCCGCCGUGAGAGUCCUGAACCGCACGACUCCUCUGCUGAGCCGCUAUGGUGGUGAACCCGUCAUCCACCGACUAGCUCUCCAGGAAAAUGAUCACAACCAGAAAAUACUGCUCCGAGUGGAAGGCAACGUGCCACAGUAUGACCUCAGCUGCAAGAGGAGUGACGGCUCGCUGGUCUACAUGGAGGGGCUGGCUUUGCUCUUCCCGGCAGAGCUCACGGAGCGGGACGAAGGCCUGUACACCUGCUGUGCGUCCUUCUAUCACCACAUGGCCACAGUCAAGAUUCAAGUGGAGGUCACGAGCAAGUACAAGCAGUUUGCGCUGGCCGCCAUGACCUGCGUUUCUGCGGCCUUGGCCCUCAUCAUCAUCCUCACCGUCACUCUCUGGGUGUGCUGCACAAGAAAUAGGACAAAUCCAAAUAAGGGGCAGGAGCUCGGCUCUCCUGCGGUGAAGAAGCCAGCGAUGGUAGAAAAGAACAGCAAGGAAUAUACUCAGCUGCUCAAGUACUCCAUCAUCAUUGAUGUGAGGAGUGCGGUGUGAGGAGGAGAGUGAAGGUGGUUUGUUUUUUAAUACAGCGUUCAGCUUUACAUGAUAUGAAGGCUUCACCGCACUGCAGGAUUGUUUAUGAGUUCAAUGUGUUUUAUAUGUGACUGAACUUAAGUGAAUCCACUGUUUUUGUUCUUGUUAAAGUUCUUAAGUUGCCAUUGAUUUUUAAAAGCAUUACUUUUUGCACUUUUUCAUGUUAUACUUGAAUUUUGUUCUCAUUUUCUAUGCACGUUGUUUUCUCAGGUAUUUGACAAUAAAAUCAUGUAUAAAUA